Messenger RNA from Brachypodium distachyon (stiff brome), 2207 nucleotides. Its product is annotated as hsp70-Hsp90 organizing protein. NCBI's taxonomy places the organism in Eukaryota, Viridiplantae, Streptophyta, Magnoliopsida, Poales, Poaceae. Gene Ontology annotation, molecular function: Hsp90 protein binding. The transcript is spliced from 7 exons. The coding region runs from base 142 to 1908 and encodes 588 amino acids. The record is from RefSeq and is a predicted model, not a curated record.
CGUCGAGAACCUUCUCCCCCUUUAUAAUUCCCCCCUUCAGAAAAGCUGCUCCUCAACGCGAAGUUAAGCCAAUCGAUACGAAUCCGACGAUCUCAACGGUCCCCAUCCCGAUCGAUCGCAAGCCAAGCAGCCGCAAUCGCGAUGGCGGACGAGGCGAAGGCGAAGGGCAACGCGGCCUUCUCGGCGGGCCGCUUCGAGGAGGCGGCGGGCCACUUCGGCGACGCCAUUGCGCUCGCGCCCGACAACCACGUCCUCUACUCCAACCGCUCGGCGGCCUACGCCUCGCUCCACCGCUACAAGGAGGCGCUCGCCGACGCCGAGAGGACCGUCGCGCUCAAGCCCGACUGGGCCAAGGGCUACUCCCGCCUCGGCGCCGCGCACCUCGGCCUCCGGGACGCCGGCAAAGCCGUCGAGGCCUACGAGAAGGGGCUCGCCCUUGAGCCCUCCAAUACGGCCCUCAAGGAUGGCCUCGCCCAGGCCCGCCUGGCCCUCCCGCGCCCCCGCCCCCCGGGGUUCGGCGCCGACACCAUCGGCAAGGUGUUUCAGGGACCGGACGUCUGGAGCAAGAUUGCCGCCGACCCCACCACGCGCGCCUACUUGGAACAGCCGGACUUCAUGCAGAUGCUGCGCGAUGUGCAGCGGAACCCCGGCAGCCUCGGCAACUACCUCUCCGAUCCCCGCAUGAUGCAGGUGCUCACCCUCAUGCUUAACAUCAGGCCCCAGAACGAGAACCAGUACAAUGAAGCAUCCGAGCCGGCGGCGUCGCAGUCCGCGUCCCCGCCGCCACAGCAACAGCAGCAGCAUAAGCCCGAGACGAGGUCGAGGGAGCCGGAGCCCGAGACUAAGUCAAAGGAUCCGGAGCCCGAACCGAUGGAGAUGACUGAGGAGGAGAAGGAGCGGAAGGAGAGGAAGGUGGCGGCGCAGAAGGAGAAGGAAGCGGGGAACGCCGCUUACAAGAAAAAGGAUUUCGAGACGGCUAUCGAACACUACACAAAAGCCAUGGAGCUCGAUGACGAGGACAUCUCCUACCUCACAAACCGCGCCGCAGUUUACCUUGAGAUGGCAAAGUAUGACGAGUGCAUUAAGGAUUGUGAUAUGGCUGUUGAGAGGGGAAGGGAACUACGUGCUGAUUUCAAGAUGAUAUCGAGGGCACUGACCAGAAAAGGAACUGCUCUUGCCAAACUUGCUAAGUGCUCCAAAGACUACAAUGUUGCCAUUGAAUCUUUCCAGAAGGCUUUAACUGAGCAUCGGAACCCAGACACCCUGAAAAGACUAAAUGAUGCUGAACGAGCAAAGAAGGAGCUCGAGCAACAAGAGUACUAUGAUCCGAAAAUAGCUGAUGAGGAGCGAGAGAAAGGUAAUGAGUUCUUCAAGCAGCAAAAAUACCCAGAAGCAGUGAAGCAUUACACUGAAGCGCUCAGGAGAAACCCACAGGACCCAAGGGUAUACAGCAACAGGGCUGCUUGUUACACCAAGCUGGGUGCCAUGCCUGAAGGUCUGAAAGAUGCCGAGAAAUGCAUCGAGCUAGAUCCUACAUUCUCCAAAGGAUACACAAGGAAAGGAGCUAUCCAAUUUUUUAUGAAAGAAUACGACAAAGCAAUGGAGACUUACCAGGUGGGCCUCAAGCAUGAUCCGAGUAACCAGGAGCUGCUUGAUGGUGUAAAGAGAUGUAUUCAACAGAUCAACAAGGCAAACAGAGGCGAACUUACCCCGGAGGAACUGAAAGAGAGACAGGACAAGGCUAUGCAUGAUCCUGAAAUACAGAACAUUCUGACAGACCCUGUCAUGCGGCAGGUGUUGAUUGAUUUCCAAGAGAAUCCAAGGUCUGCUCAGGAUCACCUCAAGAACCCUGGAGUGAAGCAGAAGAUCAUGAAGCUAGUAAGCGCAGGAAUAGUCCAAAUGAAGUAGCUGGAAGGGUCAGAGGUUUAGUUGAUUUGUACCUAGAAACAUAUGUUCAGGCAAAAAUUUGCUGUGAGCUUUUUCAACAUAUGGGGGUAAUUUCACUCUGGCAGAUCGGUUUGUGUCGCUUCGUGCUGAUGUUCCAUGUUCGGCAUAGGCUGACAUGUGUGCAAGGCAUCUCGUCAGGAACUUGCUGUAAUCAUGGUUUGGAAAAUUGUAGGCAGCGAGACUACUCGCCCACCGAGCUGAACUACGAAAUUGUUGGUGAUCAGUUAGACCAGCGAAAAUGCAGGGUUUGGUUCCAGUCU